Messenger RNA from Megalobrama amblycephala (Wuchang bream), 1149 nucleotides. RefSeq names its product apolipoprotein A-I-like. Bases 115 to 882 code for a protein of 255 amino acids. The transcript is spliced from 4 exons. NCBI's taxonomy places the organism in Eukaryota, Metazoa, Chordata, Actinopteri, Cypriniformes, Xenocyprididae. Gene Ontology annotation, molecular function: cholesterol binding; phosphatidylcholine-sterol O-acyltransferase activator activity; phospholipid binding. Gene Ontology annotation, biological process: cholesterol homeostasis; cholesterol efflux; phospholipid efflux. Gene Ontology annotation, cellular component: extracellular region; blood microparticle; chylomicron. The record is from RefSeq and is a predicted model, not a curated record.
CAAUCAUUUCCCCAUGCUAUAUAAAUUCAGAUGUGAACCAGCCACCUUCACACUGGUUCUUCAGACAGGACAGCGUCAAUUAAAACACUCUGACAAAGACUAAAACUGAACACCAUGAAGGUUCUUGUGGUGCUUGCACUUGCUGUAUUUACGGGUUGCCAGGCCAACCUAUUCUACGCUGAUGAGCCCAAGCCACAGCUGGAGCAGCUGACUGAUGCAUUCUGGAGCUAUGUUUCCAAGGCAACACAAACCGCAGAGGAAACCGUCAAGAUGAUCAGGUCUUCCCAACUGGGACAGGAAGUCAAUGCUAGACUGACCCAGAGUGCCGACAUGGCCAGCGAAUAUGCCGUCACCCUCAAGAAACAGAUGGAUCCUCUGGCUGAAGAGCUGAUGACCAAAAUCACCAAGGAAGCUGAAGUGUUGAGGGAGCGUUUGGGCCAGGACCUGAUCACUGUGAGAGACCAGCUGGAGCCCUAUGCUGACAACCUCAAGAGCCAGAUCCAGCAGAGAGUGGAGGAGCUCAGGACGGCCAUGGUUCCAUAUGCAGAAUCCCUGGAUUCUGAGACCCUGAAGGCCACUCUGCUCCAGAAGAGCGAGGAGCUGAGAGGAAACCUGGAGCAGAGCGUGAAGGAGCUGCAGGCUCAGCUGGAGCCCUACACUGCUGAAAUCAAGGAGAAGGUUGACCAGCGUCUGCAGGAGUUCCAGAAGACCGUGAGCCCUCUGGCUGAGGAUCUUCAGACCCAGAUUAGAGAGAGAGCCCAGAUGGUCCAGCAGAGUCUCACACCCUACGCUGAAGACCUGAAGGAAAAGCUGGACCCCUACGCACAGGACCUGAAGGACCAGCUCACCUCCCUGUACGAAUCCUUCAUCAAGAGAAAUUAGAUGCUACCAACAGACUUUUGCCAAUUGCUGCUAAUGUAAUUAGAUCUUAGAUAAAGUUCAAUGUGAAAGUGGUUUCUUCACUGUCUGUGGUUAACAUUAACAACUGCUGCUGACAUUACAGUGACCUGAUGGAAGUAUUUAUUCACAGCCAUGAAACAAAACACAAAGGUCCAAUGAAAAACGUGCAUCUACAUUUACACAGUGAUUUUUAUGUAAUAUUUGAAAGAUUACUUUUAAUUUAAAUGAAAUAAAUAUUUUGUUAACGAA